Messenger RNA from Trichomonas vaginalis G3, 212 nucleotides. RefSeq lists its product as uncharacterized. Lineage: Eukaryota; Parabasalia; Trichomonadida; Trichomonadidae. The record is from RefSeq and is a predicted model, not a curated record. The transcript has a single exon. The annotation marks the transcript as partial.
GAAUGCAAAGAAGACACAUGCGCUGUUCUUGAAGAUGAAAUAGAAAACAGAAUAGAAGAGCUAUUAAAGGACAAAGAACUUUUACAAAAAUAUGGUUCUGAGAAAUUUGACAUAACUCCACCAGAAAAGAAGAAGAGAGAAAAGAAAGAAAAGAAAGUAGAAGAAGAGAAGAAAGAACCUGAACCAGAGAGAAAAAGAAAUUUGACAUGUAA